AUGCAUCGUAUAGCUCAUACCGUUCGCCAGAGUUUGUCCCAGGGCCAGUUCCUCACUUUAACAAGCCGACGGUUCUCAUCGAUCAUUAAACGCCAGUCUCCAGCGUCGGAGGCCCCUCUGAUCGAUCACCUUUACGAGCAGGCAAUGGAAUUCGAUCAGCCAGAUAGAUCAGAGACUGACAUUGACAUUCUUGCAGUGCCAUCAUUAUCGGGGCGGGAGGUGCUGGCCUUCUUUCCCAUUCGUUCACAUACAGUCACCGCACAAGGCGGGAUCAACGCCGCCCUGAGGAAUAUGACUCAGGAUGACUAUCGAUGGCACAUGCAUGACACUGUCAAGGGAACCGAUUGGCUCGGAGACCAGGAUGCCAUUCAUUAUAUGACGCGUGAAGCUCCCAAGGCAAUUUAUGAGCUCGAAAGCUAUGGUAUGGCGUUCUCGCGCACCGAAGAUGGGAGAAUCUAUCAGCGUGACUUGGGUGGGCAAGGCUUGGAGUAUGGUCGUGGAGGACAGGCGUAUCGUACGGCUUGUGCCGCAGAUCGGAUAGGUCAUGCUAUGCUGCAUGCUUUAUCUGGACAGGCACUGAAGCACGAUGCUGAAUUCUUUGUCGAAUUUUUCAGCCUCGAGUUGCUCAUGGUGGAUGGGGUCUGCCUUGGUGUCAUCUGUCUGUCUCUGGAAGAUGGCACACUCCAUCGUUCACACCAUCGUUUCUUCGCUCGGAACACUGUUCUCGCCACCCGGGGUAUGGGAGAGUCUAUUUCUCCUGCACAUCCGCGCACACUUCCACCGGCGAUGGAAACGCCAUGGUUGCACGCGCCAGUCUUCCCAACCAGGACAUGGAGUUCGUCCAGUUCCAUCCUUCAGGCAUCUACGGCGCCGGUGUUCUGCUCACGGAAGGUGCCCACGGCGAAGGGGGGUUACCUGCUCAACUCCUAUGGCGAACGAUUCAUGGAGCGAUACGCUCCGACGGCCAAAGACCGACUACCUGGCAUCGCCGAGACAGCGUCAAUCUUCGCCGGUAUCGACAUCACCCGAGACCAAGUCCCCGUUGUGCCUACCGUCCACUACUGCAUGAGCGGAAUCCCCACAAACUUCAAAGGCCAGGUCCUCAAUGUGAAUGUAGGUUCCUCUCCGAGCUCUGAAUCACCCCUUCCGGGUCUGUACGCGGCUAGCGAGGUCGCCUGUGUCAGCGUGCAUGGGGCCAAUCGACUCGGGGCCAAUUCCCUACUCGAUAUCGUAGUGUACGGACGCGUUUGUGCCAUCGACAUUGCGGAGAAUAAUGAGCCGGGUAUGCCACUGCAGUCGGCAAGCCCGGUGGAUGAGCACAUUGAGCUCUACUCAAUCCGGAACAUGCAUCGUGUGCGCACCAUUGACGGAGACCUGCUAACCGCACAGAUCCGCGAAGAUCUCCAGCGAGCCAUGCAGGCUGAUAUUGCCUUCCGGUCGGAAGAGCCCCUCGUCGAAGACGUAUCCAAGGUGCAGCAGGUGCAACACAACUUCUCGACACGGCUCGCGACGAAAGAUCGCAGGCUGGUUUGGAAUUCGGAUCUGGUGGAGACACUCGAGCUGCGAAACUUGCUAGCCUGUGCGGUGCAGACGGCGCAGGCUGCCCUACGGAGGGCGGAAAGUCGAGGGAGUCAUCCCCGGGAGGAUUUCCCGACGAGAGACGAUGUGAACUGGUUGCGGCACAGAUUGACCUGGCAAGGCGGAGAGAACGAGGGGGUGCGCGUAGACUAUCGAGGGGUGAUUAAAGAGACGUUAGAUGAUCUAGAUUGCGCGAGUGUGGCACCGAUGAAACGAAGUUAUUGA
Aspergillus tanneri is the source of this 1803-nucleotide messenger RNA. RefSeq lists its product as uncharacterized. Gene Ontology annotation, molecular function: electron transfer activity; succinate dehydrogenase (quinone) activity; flavin adenine dinucleotide binding. Lineage: Eukaryota; Fungi; Ascomycota; Eurotiomycetes; Eurotiales; Aspergillaceae. Bases 1 to 1803 code for a protein of 600 amino acids. The transcript is spliced from 4 exons. The record is from RefSeq and is a predicted model, not a curated record. Gene Ontology annotation, biological process: mitochondrial electron transport, succinate to ubiquinone.